AUGGGCAUUGAAAACGGUUCCUUCAUCACUGAGUUUAUCUUGGUGGGUUUAACAGAUAAUUCAGGAGUCCAGUUUCCUCUCUUCUUCUUCUUCCUAGGAAUCUAUGUCAUCACUGUGGCAGGAAACCUGGGCUUGAUUACUUUAAUUGGACUAAAUUCUCACCUUCACACUCCCAUGUACUUCUUUCUUUUUAAUUUAUCUUGUAUUGAUCUCUGUUACUCUUCUGUCAUUACCCCAAAACUGUUGGUAAACUUUGUGUCAAAGAUGAACACCAUCUCCUAUGCAGGAUGCAUGACUCAGCUCUUUUUCUAUUGCUUCUUUGUCAGUGCAGAGUGCUAUGUGUUGACAGUGAUGGCCUAUGACCGCUAUGUGGCCAUCUGCAAGCCUCUGCUGUACACAGUCACCAUGUCCCCUCAGCUCUGUUCCCUGCUAGCUGUGAUGGUUUAUGUGGGGGCAUUUAUCGGUGCCUGGGCCCACACGGGGUGCAUGCUGAGGUUGACUUUCUGUGAGUCCAACACCAUCAACCACUACAUGUGUGACAUUUUGCCCCUGCUGGAACUCUCCUGCACCAGCACUCACAUCAAUGAACUGGUGGUCUUCAUUGUGGUGGGCUUUGAUGUUGGUGUGCCCAGCCUCACCAUCAUUGUCUCUUACACUUUCAUCCUCUCCAGCAUCCUCCACAUUCGUUCUAAUGAAGGAAGAUCCAAAGCCUUCAGCACGUGUAGCUCACAUAUGAUGGUUGUCUCUGUUUUCUUUGGGUCAGGAGCAUUCAUGUACCUUCAUCCAUCUUCUGUUUUGUCCAUGGACCAAGGGAAAGUGUCCACAGUGUUCUAUACCAUUGUGGUGCCCAUGCUCAACCCGCUUAUCUACAGCUUCCGAAACAAGGAGGUUAAGGUUGCUCUGAGAAAUACCUUGAGAAGAAAAAUAUUUUCCUAA
Messenger RNA from Lepus europaeus (European hare), 936 nucleotides. RefSeq names its product olfactory receptor 8B8-like. Gene Ontology annotation, biological process: sensory perception of smell; G protein-coupled receptor signaling pathway. Gene Ontology annotation, molecular function: olfactory receptor activity; G protein-coupled receptor activity; odorant binding. The record is from RefSeq and is a predicted model, not a curated record. NCBI's taxonomy places the organism in Eukaryota, Metazoa, Chordata, Mammalia, Lagomorpha, Leporidae. The transcript has a single exon. Gene Ontology annotation, cellular component: membrane. The coding region runs from base 1 to 936 and encodes 311 amino acids.